AAACAAUCCAACUGUUUCCUUGGAAGAGUCCUCUCUCAAUCCUUUUCUUGAGUUGAGUCGGUCAUUCUUGUUCUGCCACGCCAAUUCUCUUUCUCCUCGCAUUAACAACUAAAGACGCCUUGCCAAACCAUGCCUGCUUUCUUCAUCUUCAACGCCGACUUUUCUAUCGGCAGGUAAACAGAUGAGGGUAUGGAUCAAGAUUCUACUUCCGGCGAUCGCUGCCGCCCUCCUCCUCGUAAUUCUACUUCUGUGGCGCCGCCGCCUCCGCAGGCGCUUCCCUUCCCCUCCGGAUGCCGCCCCCCGAUUGCCUCAAUCAGCGAGCAAGGUUAGAAGCCAGAGCCUGAGCCUCCAUGCUGGGAUCGCCAAGCUGCAGUUUCCCUACCGUUCCAGCACCGGACGCAAGCCCAGCUUCUUCUCGAACCACUUCCACCACGACUACGAAUCUGCCGGCCAGGCGCCGGUGCAGUUCAAUUGGGACGAGCAUCCGCGGUUGGUGGUGGAGGCGGUGGAGCACGGAUGGUCACGCUUCGUGUUUGCAGGCGGGCGGCCGCCGGACGCCGCGGCGCCGGGUGCCUGGGGGAUGUGCGCCGCCUGCGACAAUGGCGGCACUGUGGAGACGAACUGGGAGGUGCCGCCGGGGGCAUCGGAGUUCUCGCAGACGGUUAGGCUGCAUCCGAGAGGGAGGAGGAGCAGCAUGAGCAGCCCGCUGGCUCUCCACCGCGAGGGGGGCACUGCCACGUCGAGGAUGCUCCUCCCGUUGCCCGGCCCGCCGCUCGGUGUGUCCUCCUUCCCUCAAGAAGCGUACCUCGAGAUCACCGUCCUGUACCUGAAACCGCCGCCGCCGCCGCCUUCUCGAACCAAUAAGCGAACCAAACCGACGGACGCCGAAAAGGAAACCGAUCGCGCGAAGCUGAUCGCGGAGAAUUCAAAUUCCUUCGAGUUCCAAUCCAUUCAUCCCUCUGCAACCGAUCAAAUCGAUCGUCCAAUCCAAGAAGCCAACGCACACACCAAAGAGGAAGAAGGCAACCAAAGCCAGAACGCAACUCUAUCCUUGGGCCUCGCCCACGGCGGAACACUCCCCAGUGGAUCGUUCUCCGGCACAUACCCAGGCUCCAUCGGCUUCCACUCCAAUGGCUCUGUCUAUCUCGACGGAAAAAAGCUAAUUUUCGAAUCAGAGAAAGCGGAGUGGGCGGAGGCGAACAGGGUAAUCGGCUGCGGCUUCGACCCGAGGAAGAAGAAGGUGUUCUUCACGGUUGACUCCAAGCUGAUGCACGUCAUCCACUGCCACUCCGACAUGUACAAAGCUCCCCUGUUCCCGAUUCUCGGAUCAAACACCGACGCCAUGGUUCUGGUCAAUUUGGGGCAGAGCAGAUUCAAGUACGAACCAGCCAACGCGCACAGGACGCCGAAUCCUUGCUUCAUCCGCUCCUCGUCGGUCGACUACGGCGCCGCCGCCAUAAGCGACGACGAUAGCCGGGAGCUCUUCUCCAUGGGACGGAUCGACGCGCAGUGGUUCGACGCAGCUAAAAAGAGCCAGAGCGGCACCAAGAAGAGCAACGCGAAUCACGAGUCAAGCUACGCGGUGGAUGUGGACGCGGAUUCUGAUCUUUUUGAGAUCUCCCUGCACAUCUAACAGGAUCGACGGAAGUGAUGGUGGUGACCGGUGACGGAGAAACACAGCGACAAAGAACAAAAAAAAAGAGUUGGCAGAAAAGACAGCGACUAGAAUCGCACACUUCUGGUGUCGAAGAUCAUUCAAUACGCUUAAAAUACGAAGCAAUGCUUUCUUUGUAAAGAUUAUUUUACACAAAACUGACAUUGAGAGUGACAUUCUCCUGUUUGGUUAGGAUUUUUUCGGGCUGAUAAGAUAAUAUAGGUUAGUAGUGUUUGGUUUUUUUUUAGGAAUUGAAAUCAGAAUGAGUAUGAUAGUAUUAUUGAAUGGAAAUGUGUAUGAGCUUAGAUAUUAUUCUU
Molecule: messenger RNA, 1971 nt
Organism: Zingiber officinale
Lineage: Eukaryota; Viridiplantae; Streptophyta; Magnoliopsida; Zingiberales; Zingiberaceae
Exons: 2
Coding region: 182-1633 (483 amino acids)
Molecular function (GO): protein binding
Source: RefSeq, a predicted model, not a curated record